GCCCUCCCCAGUACUAAGCACUAACUGCCCUUCUCUGCCCCUCUGCGGAUUUCGCGCAAAACAAGGGGAAGAAAAAGGAGAGACGAAAGAAAUCUCAGUCGCCAUGAAAUCUCUGCUCAAUUUGGAACAUUUUCUGUCCUUCUCUCCCACUGGCAUCAAUUCUCGCCACUGCUAUGAUUCACGAAGACCGACCUCCCUUCAUUUCUCUGCCAAGGAUCGCGGCAUUUUGAUUGGGCGGAGGUCGCGUUUCACCGUCGUUAAAGCUGUUUUGGAUUCGGCAAUCAUGGAUCAGUUGGGGCUGAAAGAAUCUGAUAUUAGGAAUCCGGCGAUUUCUACAACAUACCGGAGCUCGAAGUUGCCGAAGCCGAAUCAGACGGUGCUGGAAGCUCAGGCUAGGGUUUGUACUGGACCGACUCAGACCAAGCCGCUAUCUGAGGAACAGGCUUUUGAUGUUUUGGACACCAUUUUAAGAUCAGCUAGAGGAGAGCUCAAAAAAGAAGAGGAAGUCUCUAAAGCACAGCUUGGAGCAUUCUUUGCAGCCAUGACAAUCCGGGCAAAUGCCUUUCCAGAAGCAACCCAGUGGAGUGAAGGGGAAAGGCGUGCCAUGAAUGUGUUUUGGCCCCACUUAGCUCGAGUUUUGCCGCCUGAUGUGAUCUUUAUUGCUGAUCCUGAGGGCUCAAUUAUGGGAGUGGGAAGUUCAGUUGGGCCACAGUUUGUUGGCAAUGGUACUAGUGAAAUGAGAUUGGUGGGUGCCCUCAGAGAAGUUCUAGCAGGAGGUCAUCUUGGGUAUGAGGAAGUCCAAGGUCUUCUGAAAGAGGUUCUUCCACUGACAUCAGAUGACAGCAAAUCUGCUGGAGUAAGUGAAUCACUGCUCUCUGCAUUCUUAAUAGGCCAACGUAUGAACAGGGAAACAGAUCGUGAACUGAAAGCAUACUGUCUUGCAUUUGAUGAUGAACUUGGUCCUGCACCAGUUGCCAAUGUUAGAUCAUUGACUCAUUAUGGUGAACCUUAUGAUGGAAACACACGUUACUUCAGGAGCACACUGUUUGUUGCUGCAGUUAGAUCUUGCUAUGGUGAAUCUUCCUUGCUUCAUGGUGUGGAGUGGAUGCCACCAAAGGGGGGUGUAACUGAAGAACAAAUGUUGAAGUUUAUGGGAGCAAAAACAAACUUAUCCUUGCUGCAGGCACAAAAACUUCUAGAGGAUGAGGAGGUCGGUUUUGCCUAUGUAAGUCUACGGGAAGCUCAUCCAUCACUAUAUUCAUUGGUUGGAUUGAGGGAGCAUAUAAAGAAGCGCCCCCCACUGGCAACAACAGAAAAGGUUCAGCGAUUUAUCAGGGCACGAGGAAGGGAAUCAAUUGUUGCUGGAUUUUAUCAUGAAGGAUAUGAGGAGGCCCUGUUAAUGCUUAUGAAAAGAAGAGGUGUUCAUUCUGGUUUGGUGGUGAAGGGUGAAGAAGGUGCCCUCUCAAUGACAACAAGGUUGAGAACAGCAACAUCCAAAGGACUUCCUGUAAACUAUUGCUCAGGUUUCCGGUCAUUGAGCAUGGAAUCAGCUUGUCAAGUGGAUGGGGUAUCACGUCAUAGUUUCAAUCUAGAGGUUAAUGCCAUGGACUAUGGUUUUGAGCCCACUGAUACUCCAAGAACUGAUAGAUCGGUGUCGAAGAACAUAGAGCUGGGAUUGGCAGCUCUUCAUGGCCAAAAAGGACCAGCAUAUGACCGCAUUGUUCUGAAUGCUGGAAUAGCGGAUCAUUUACUGGGAUGUGAGGGUGCAGAAGAUGUAUCAUCUGCCUUUGAUAGAGCCAGAGAGGCCAUUGAUAGUGGUAGGGCUCUUAAAAAGGUGUUCAAUUACAUAAAGAUCUCACACAAGGUGAAGUGAACUUCGACUGAACUGUGCUUUUUGCUUCUGAUUUUGAAGUUUAAUGUCGUAAAAUAAUAGAAGACUAGAAGAUGUGAAAAAAUGGAAAGAGGAAGAAAUUUAUUACAGGUUUUGUAGUCUAUUUUUCAUAAACGUCACUCUCUCUCUCUUCACGAAGUUUGUUCAACAGCAAAUUGUAUUGAUUAAUUCUUUUUUAGCACACAUGGUUGUAACAACCACUGUAUAAUUUCAAGGGUUUUUUAGCCUUGCUUUCUCUUUGAUUAAAAAACCUUUUUGUCA
Molecule: messenger RNA, 2152 nt
Organism: Rubroshorea leprosula
Lineage: Eukaryota; Viridiplantae; Streptophyta; Magnoliopsida; Malvales; Dipterocarpaceae
Source: the annotation of a GenBank genome assembly